AUGAUCUCUUUGACCGACGUCUACUGUCAUCUCCUCGACAAGGGCAUCAUCUGUUAUCCAGGAUACCUUGCGGAGGACCAAUCGACAACUCCAGACUCCGCAGUCCAUGUCCGCGCCGCCAUCACCGGCGAUUUCCGGCAGGCCACACGCAGCCUUGAAUCCUUUGACACAGCUUCUCACGCCGAGCUGAGCAUGUGGAAGCGCCUCACCGCUCGGCAAGCAAUGCGAUUGGGGCCUAGCAGUGCCCCGCGAAUCCCCUCGCUGAUCCCCUUCGCUUCGCUGACGAAUCUCGUCGACCUGGCCUCGGAUUGA
Cladophialophora immunda is the source of this 312-nucleotide messenger RNA. RefSeq lists its product as uncharacterized. The coding region runs from base 1 to 312 and encodes 103 amino acids. Lineage: Eukaryota; Fungi; Ascomycota; Eurotiomycetes; Chaetothyriales; Herpotrichiellaceae. The transcript has a single exon. The record is from RefSeq and is a predicted model, not a curated record.